AUGCCACCCGCAGCUCCACCACUUCCAUCGCGGUUCCCAUGUUGGUGUAGAGCUGUAUACUCAUGGGGAGGAGAGUCAAAGCGAGAUCUGGGAUUCAUUGAAGGGGAUUUGAUAGAAUGUCUCAAUGCUGGCGAUGGCUCGUGGUGGGUGGGCAGAUUGUACCGAGAUCGACGAACUGUGGGAUCGUUUCCUUCCAACUUUGUUGAACUUCUUCCUUCUCAAUUCCGCCCGACGACCAAAUCUGUUCCUACUCCGGCAUCAAACAACCCAUCCAGUGCGCCGUCAAAAUCAAGAACGUUCCGAAAGCCUUUUGAAGCAUACGCCAAGGCUCCUCAUUACACCAGCGCCAAACAGCCCGAGGUCUUCAAGGAGACACCAAAGCCCAAGGAACGACAAAACUCAGGUGCCUCAUUCGCCCCUAGUACUCAUGAAAACGAACGAGGUCCAUCACCUGUACCUCCGAGACACGACCACCGAGCUCCUUCACCAGCGCCCUCUCAUAACUAUGGCUCACGAGCUCCCUCUCCGGCACCACCCAUGCAAGGCUAUCAUUCGAGGGCACCCUCGCCAGCACCACUCAUGCACAAUUAUCAAUCGAGAGCCCCUUCACCAGCACCACCCAUGCACAGCUACCAGUCGAGAGGCCCUUCACCGGCACCACCUCAUAGCUAUGGCGCAAGAGGGUCUUCUCCUGCCCCUCCGAUGCACCAUGCUCAAGGUUACGGCGGGAGGGGUCCAUCACCUGCCCCUUCGUUCAACCGUGCAAUGGUGCCCUACCGAGGAGGACAACAGAGAGGUGACUCUCCACCGCCCCCACCCCCACCUCCUCACAGACAAAUAGCGAGAGGGUCAAUCGAUUUACAUAGGAGCUCUUUUGACAUCUCCCGCCAUGGAUCCAAUGCCUCGUUCAAUCCUCUGUCUCCCUCGAGACAAAAUUCCGGCAACUCCUACCGGCCGUCACAACCACCCAACCCCCCUCAAGCACAUGUCAGGCAUGGGUCCUUCGAUGACAGAUCUUAUACACCAUACACACCGGGCAAAUCCACUCCUGUUCCACCAUCUCCUGCAGGAGGUAUGACGCCCUCACCCUUGAGAGAAGCAAUGGAUGGUGUUAUGGAACAAUUAGACGUUCUGGGUGGCGGUCUAAAUCGAGCAACUCAUGCUCCUUCACCUGCACCGCCUGCCGACCCCUGGUCACCGGAAUCUUUUGAUAUGUUAUCUCAUGGAUCUAAUAGGAGGAUCCCAGAUCGAAGCAGGCCCAAAAGCUCAAUGGGAAUUGCACCAAAGGAUGAAGGCUACGAGACGUGGAGCGGCGAGUCUUCCCAAGAGGUGUCUUAUCAGAAUGGUGGACGAGACGAUAAACUUAGCAGUUAUGUUGACCGCAUGGAGAAGCGUUUCCAGCAAAUGCACCGACACAACUCGAGAUCCGGCGAGCAAGAUGAUGACCAACCCCCUCCUCCGCCUCCUAAGAAUAUGCCAUACGAGAGGCCGAAGUCAUCCAUGAGUCGUUCUGCUGAGCCUGAACGUAAGCUGCGAGCUCGCAAAUCAGCCUAUGAGAUUGGACGAGGAGUUGCGCGUACCCUCACAACGAAAACCACCUCUACCAAUUCAUCGUCGGGCAAAGAGAGCAAUAUCAGCGCAUCAACUCAAAGUACAUCCAGAACGUUGUGGAGUGGAACUUCAGCAGGUGCUUUCAGUACUACUAGUGCUGGAAGUCUUGCUCGCCUGGGCAAUCGGGGCCGUGCUCAAAGUGCUAUUGGUGCUAGGGACCUAGAGAUUGACAGACCAGAUUCGCCUUUCACAGGAGUCACCUAUCACAGCAGCCAUGCGAGUGACUCUCCCGCUCAGCAACAGCGGCCACAAACACAAGUCGGCUUCCACGAAGACCCGUCCUUGGAAUUAGGAGGCUUGGUGCAACCAAAACCCCCAAAGCGAAACAUAUUCCGUAAGAUUUUCGAUACUGCUAAGACGGGUGUGGCAAGUAGUCGAGGCGGGGUUGUGGGUGGAGGCAUGGACUCUCCCAAGUCGCCUUUUGCUCGUUCCAUGCCCCCUGGAGCGUCGCCCUUAUCUGGUAUGGGCAGUACGCCUUCCGGCAGAGACACUGCUACAGAAAUGGGCCUUGGUGCUGGUGUGGAUUGGGUUCAAGUUCGCCGUGACGUGAAUCGUUCCAACUCGCUCAGUUCAAUAGAAUUGACUGAGCGUCGUGAGCGAUGUCAGAUGAUGGACCAUCCCGCCCUGAACCCUGUCGAUGAGCUUUAUGACGGCGUCGAAGGAGAUGAAGGCGCUGACGGAGAGCCGGUCCCCGAACCCGUCGACUAUCAAGCGAUCAACUUAUCUCAAGUGGACAAGAAUUCACGUUUCAUUAGUGGCCUCCCUCCUGCCAUAACCGCCAUUCAGCUCGCCACCACAUACGUGUGCCGGCCGUAUAGAAGUGACGUUCAGCGGCUGCGAGCUAUCUUCACAUGGGUUUCCGAGAAGAUCAUCUGGGAGGAAGAUUUUGAAGGCGAGAUCGACACGACACGAGUUAUUCAGUCUAAAAGAGCCUGUGCUGAGGAAUAUGCUGUGCUGGUGAUGGAAAUGUGUGCUUCUAUUGGCAUACACUGCGAGAUCGUGCGAGGUUAUCUCAAGACUCCAGGCGAGGUCUCGGAAAUCAACAUUAUGCCCCGCCCCAACCACUGGUGGAAUACUGUAUUAAUCGACAACGAAUGGCGCAUGAUCGAUUGCUGCCUUGCCAGCCCCUCGUACCCUCGACGGGGCCUAUAUUCGAACGCAAAUAAUGCCGCCGAUACCUGGUGGUUCUUGACGCGGCCAGUGGAAAUUUGUUGGACACAUAUUCCCGAACACCAUAGUCAACAGCACAUCGUCCCUCCCGUGGCACACGAAACUCUUUUAAAUCUGCCUUGCGCUUGUGCGCCCUUCUUCCGCAAUGGAUUUGAGAUGGUGGACUACAACACUGCUUCGACCAGGAUAGAGGACUUGGAGAUGGUUCAUAUCAAAUUCAGUGUCCCAUCCGACGUGGAGAUCGCCGCAGAAGUCGAAGUUCGAGGCUACUCGCGAGACUCGGAUGGGGAUGUGUUUGAAAGUGGCGAAAUAGUCAAGAAGAGAGCACUCGCUCAAGCAGAAUGGUUCAACGGCAUCAAGCGGUACACCGUCAAGGCACUGUUACCUGGCGAUGAAGGGCAGGGCACCUUGAAGAUUUACGCAGGCAAGCGAGGACUUAUGCACAGCAUCAAGGAUAUUCCACAUCCUCUUGCUUUUGCGCUGCCCAUUGUCCACACUGGUGAAAACCCGCCUUACGAGUUCGUCACGAGGCAUCCCACUCCUCACGCACAGCGGCACGAUAUCUACGUGGUUCAGCCGCAAUGCCAGCGAUUAGCUCUCAACAACACAUUUGUCUUCGCCAUCAGACAACAUCCCAGUUCGCUAACAGGCGCGUCAGCCCUGACACCAUCAUCCAAUCCAGGGGCUACAAGUCCCAUACCAUUUGUCCGUCCUAGUUCAGCGCUGAGUAUGGGUGCGUCAAGUGUUAGUGGCUCGACUCCAAGCUCAGCUACGGGCACUGUUGCUGGGAAGAAGCCUGCCAAGCUGGCCAUUCAAACGCCUGGAGGCAAGAUCCUCCGUCUUAUGAGGAAGGAGGACCGUAAGGGCAUUCAUGUUGGUGGCAGAAGUCUCUCGGGCAGUGAUACCGCUAGUGACGGUGGAACAUGGGAGACAAUCAUCAAAUGUUCAGAGAAAGGUGUAUGGAGAGGCCUUGUGCUAGCAGAUCGCACAGCGCGGUGGUGUGUCUUUGCCGAAUGGGUUUGUAUGGGAUAA
Molecule: messenger RNA, 3813 nt
Organism: Fusarium venenatum
Lineage: Eukaryota; Fungi; Ascomycota; Sordariomycetes; Hypocreales; Nectriaceae
Source: RefSeq, a predicted model, not a curated record